GUGGCAAAGGACUUCCUCAGUCUACGAUUUCUUUUGAUGGCAUCUAUGCAAAUAUGAGAAUGGUUCAUAUACUUACAUCAGUUGUUGGAUCCAAAUGUGAAGUACAAGUGAAAAAUGGAGGUGUAUAUGAAGGAGUUUUUAAAACAUAUAGCCCUAAGUGUGAUUUAGUGCUUGAUGCUGCUCAUAAGAAAACUACGGACUCCAGCCCUGGGCCAAAGCGUGAAGAUAUCGUGGAGAGGAUUUUGUUCAAGUGUUCUGACUUUGUCGUGGUACAGUUCAAAGAUAUGGACUCCAAUUAUGCCAGAAGAGAUGCAUUUACUGAUUCAGCUAUCAGUGCUAAAGUAAAUGGUGAACACAAAGAGAAGGACCUUGAACCAUGGGAUGGAGGUGAAACUGCCACCACUGAAGAGUUUGAGGCUCUCGAGACUGAUGUUUCUAAUGGAUGGGAUCCCAAUGAUAUGUUUCGGUAUAAUGAAGAAAAUUAUGGUGUAGUUUCCACCUAUGAUAGCAGUUUAUCAUCAUAUACGGUACCAUUAGAGAGAGAUAACUCAGAAGAAUUUUUAAAACGGGAAGCAAGAGCAAACCAAUUAGCUGAAGAAAUUGAAUCAAGUGCUCAAUACAAAGCUCGGGUAGCCCUUGAAAAUGAUGAUAGAAGUGAAGAAGAAAAAUAUACUGCUGUUCAGAGAAAUGCCAGUGAACGUGAGGGGCACAGCAUUAACACGAGGGAAAACAAGUACAUUCCACCUGGACAAAGAACUCGAGAUGUCAUGUCAUGGGGAAGUGGUAGACAAAAUUCACCAAGGAUGGGCCAGCCCACAUCUGGCCCCACCCCUCCAAGAUCUGGAUCUCAUACUUCAGAGUUUAGUCUGAAUUCUGCAGCAGACCAAAGAGUCGUUAAUGGAGGUGUUCCCUGGCCAUCGCCUUGCCCAUCUCCUUCCUCUCGCCCACCUUCUCGCUACCAGUCAGGUCCCAACUCUCUUCCACCUCGGGCAGCCACCCCUACAAGGCCGCCCUCCAGGCCCCCCUCGCGGCCAUCCAGACCCCCGUCUCACCCCUCUGCUCAUGGUUCUCCAGCUCCUGUCUCUACUAUGCCUAAACGCAUGUCUUCAGAAGGCCCACCAAGGAUGUCACCAAAGGCUCAACGUCACCCUCGUGGUCACCGAGUUUCUACUGGGAGGGGGUCAAUCUCCAGUGGUUUAGAAUUUGUUUCCCACAAUGCACCAGGCGAAGUAACUACCCCUCCUGUGGCACGGAGUAGCCCCUCAGGAGGAACAUGGUCAUCAGUGGUCAGUGGGGUUCCAAGAUUAUCUCCAAAAACACACAGACCAAGAUCUCCAAGACAAAGCAAUAUUGGAAAUACUCCUCCUGGUCCAAUUCUCUCUUCUCCCCAAGCUGGGACUGUGCCCACAGAAUCCAUGGCUGUGCCUGUGCCUGCUGCAUCUCCUACACCUGCCAAUCCUGCGUCCAACAGAGCAGUUACCCCAUCUAGUGACGCUAAAGAUUCUAGGCUUCAGGAUCAGAGGCAAAAUUCUCCAGCUGGAAACAAAGAAAAUAUUAAGCCAAGUGAGACUUCCCCAAGCUUUGCAAAAGCAGAAAAUAAAGGUAUAUCACCCAUUGUUUCAGAACAUAGAAAACAAAUCGAUGACUUAAAGAAAUUUAAGAAUGAUUUUAGGUUACAACCAAGUUCUACUCCUGACAAUGUGGAUCACCUGCUCAACAAAAGCAGAGAAGGAGAAAAGUCAAGAGAUAUGAUCAAAGACCAACCUGAACCCAGCCCUAAGGAUGUUCUCCUGGAGACCAGCAGUGCCAGCUGCACAAGUGGCAGCAGCAAGCCGAGCAGUCCUUGCAUUUCUCCAUCUGCUAGUGGGAGCUCAGAUCAGAAAAGAGGUCCGGAGGUCACUUCCCAAGGUGUGCAGACAGCCAGCCCAGGAAGUAAACAUGAGAAGGAGGAGCAAGAAGACAAGAAAGAUGCAGCUGAGCAAGUUAGGAAAUCCACAUUGAAUCCCAAUGCAAAGGAAUUCAACCCUCGUUCUUUUGCUCAGCCAAAGCCUUCUACCACUCCUACUUCACCUCGUCCUCAAGCCCAGCCAAGCCCUUCUAUGGUGGGUCAUCAACAGCCAACUCCGGUCUAUACUCAGCCUGUUUGUUUUGCACCAAAUAUGAUGUACCCAGUCCCAGUGAGCCCAGGCGUGCAGCCUCUCUAUCCUAUACCCAUGACGCCUAUGCCAGUGAACCAAGCCAAGACAUAUAGAGCAGGUAAAGUACCAAAUAUGCCACAACAGCGGCAGGAUCAGCACCCCCAGAACACCCUGAUGCACCCUGCCUCUGCUGCGGGCCCUCCCAUCGUGGCCACGCCACCAGCCUAUUCAGCACAAUAUGUGGCCUAUAGCCCUCAGCAGUUUCCUAGUCAACCUCUUGUUCAGCACGUGCCACAUUAUCAAUCUCAGCAUCCUCAUGUCUAUAGUCCUGUAAUACAGGGUAAUACUAGAAUGAUGGCACCACCAACCCAUGCCCAGCCUGGUUUAGUAUCCUCUUCAGCAACUCAGUAUGGUGCUCAUGAGCAGACACAUGCGAUGUAUGCAUGUCCCAAAUUACCAUACAACAAGGAGACAGGCCCUUCUUUCUACUUUGCCAUUUCUACUGGUUCCCUUGCUCAGCAGUAUGCCCAUCCGAAUGCUACCCUACACCCCCAUACUCCACAUCCUCAGCCUUCUGCCACUCCCACUGGACAACAACAGAACCAACAUUCGGGAAGCCACACUGCUCCCAGCCCUGUGCAGCACCAUCAGCACCAAGCUGCACAGGCCCUUCAUCUGGCAAACCCCCAGCAGCAGCCGGCCAUUUACCACGCUGGUCUGGCCCCGACCCCACCUUCCAUGACACCGGGCUCAAAUACACAGUCUCCACAAAGUAGUUUCCCAGCAGCACAACAAACAGUCUUUACGAUUCACCCCUCUCAUGUUCAGCCUGCAUAUACCAACCCACCCCACAUGGCCCACGUGCCUCAGUACAAGCCCACCACCAACAGCAGUUGUAAGGCUGCCCUGGAGGAAGCAAAAGGCCAAAUUCCCUCCUCCCUUCUACUGCUUCUACCAACUGGAAGCACAGAAAACUAGAAUUUCAUUUAUUUUAUUUUUUUAAUUGAUUUCUCGUAACAUCCAAUAGGAAUGCUAACAGUUCACCUUGCAGUGGAAGACAUUUGGACUGAGUAGAGGCAUGUAGGCCCUUGCGGGUAUUCCGUAAUUCCAUGCAAGUGCCCCAACUCUGCUUGCUGAAAACUGGAAGUUAUUUAUUUUCUAAUGACCCUUCAAAGUCAUGAACUCAUCAGCUAGCAAAAGAAGUAACGAGUGAUUCUUGCUGCUAUUACCGCUAAAAAUCAAGACUUGGAAAGCCCCUUUUACUAAACUUGAAAAAGGUUCAGUAAAUUCUUAUCGUCAAACUGAUGGAUUAUUAUUUAUAAAUCAAGUUUGAUGAGGUGAUCACUGUCAACAGGCAGUGGUGCAACUUUUAAGUUAAGGGAAAACACUUUUACUUUGUAGAUAAUAUAAAAUAAAAACUAAAAAAAAAAUUUAAAAAUAAAAAAGUUUUAAAAACUGAUACAAGUUAAUGUGUGUUUGUAUAAGCUACUUCUACUGUAGUUCAUUACCAUCUUAGCUUAAUAUAAACCAAGAGGGAUGAUUAGCAGGUGACCUUUAAUCUCCUUUUUUAACACCUAAGAAAGGAAGUGCUAAAUCUAUCUUCCACCUUUUUAGUGUCCAUCAUGCCAUUUCCUGAGCUAGGACAUAGUCUUUUAUCUGAGAGAAGUGUAAAGUCAGGACAGUUUUUAUGGUGGCCUAGAAGGAUGUGGUGUGGCUGCUUUGUGAAGGAAAGCUGUUCCCUAGUAGAUGGAACCCAGCUGGCCCCCUCAGAAGGAAAAUGGGAUUCCUGAGCUAAGAGAGCUGGCAGGCUGGAGUGGGGCUGUCAGUGUCUGGAACUCCUCUGCCAGCAGGGGGGGCACGAGACUGCCCUGGAUCCCUUCCUUGGCCUUUGGAUGGCUACUGAGCACACGUUGACCCUGCCAGGUCACAUGACGGGAGGCUAAAGAGAGCAUGCAAGUAUGCUGGCAGUGUGUGGCUUUCCUAUGGAAACCCCCCCGCCCCGAUCA
Molecule: messenger RNA, 4144 nt
Organism: Gracilinanus agilis (Agile Gracile Mouse Opossum)
Lineage: Eukaryota; Metazoa; Chordata; Mammalia; Didelphimorphia; Didelphidae
Gene: ATXN2
Product: ataxin 2
Exons: 23
Coding region: 54-3116 (1020 amino acids)
Biological process (GO): cytoplasmic stress granule assembly
Cellular component (GO): cytoplasmic stress granule
Molecular function (GO): RNA binding
Source: RefSeq, a predicted model, not a curated record